Messenger RNA from Rhizophagus irregularis DAOM 181602=DAOM 197198, 1230 nucleotides. The record is from RefSeq and is a predicted model, not a curated record. NCBI's taxonomy places the organism in Eukaryota, Fungi, Glomeromycota, Glomeromycetes, Glomerales, Glomeraceae.
CAUACUACAGGGUCUGUGCAACGACUGAAUUUCUCACAUAUAGUACCACUUGGUAUUUUUUUCUCAAAUAAUUUUUUUUUUACUCUUGUCCUCACAUACGUCAAUUUCCACCAAUAAAAUUUAACAAAAGUUACUAUAAAAGUAGUUAUGUCUAUCACGUUAUUUUGUCUUGUCAAAGGAAUUACUACCGCAAAUGCUUUUGCAGUUGAUAUUGAUAGUGGAAAGGCUGUCAGCCACCUCAAGGAGGCUAUAAAAGCGAAAAAACAUAAAACUUUUCAUGGUGUAGAGGCUGACGAACUCAGGCUAUGGAAGGUAGAAAUUGGUGGCGAUCACCUUGACGAUCCAUUGAAGAAUCUCAUACUCAAUGACAAUAACGAGCUGUCGGCAAUAAACGAAAUUGGAGACUACUGGUCCGAGAAGCCUCCCAGGAAGCAUAUUCACGUCUUAGUUGAACCACCCCAAUCAACUGCCACUUCAAGUCGUGAGCAGGAACUACUUGACGAACUCACCACAUUACGGGCAUUACUCAACAAGUCUGUCCAUGCGUUCGAUGUUGUCGUGAGUCCGAAACGAACGAAGAGCUUCAAGUGGACCGUGAAUAUCGAACACGCAACCCUCGAUGGCCUCAAAGAACACAUACGUGGAGUGCACAAGACACCAGCACUCGAGAAUGAUGGAGCGGAACUUAGCAUGUUAAAUGACAGUGGAAAAUUCUCUCCUCGAAAUGAUCAGGGCCUUCGUGAGAUGCUCCACAUAUUCGUAUCGAAGAACAAUCUCAAGUUCACCGUGUUCAUUGAGACGCCAUCAAAACCAUUUUCAGAUUGGUCGUUCCCGAAGGUGUGUCAGCUUUAUGGUCUUGGAGAAUCAGACGAUCCCUCAUUAUCAGUGUUCCCGCCUUUCACUUGCGAGUAUAAAGAACUGAAAGAGGAUUCUUCCAAGGCAAUACUUAAACAUCUUACUGCGGAGCUGAACGCUCGUCUCAAGGCUAUUCCAAUCAGUGGAAAUGAAGCAUCAAAAUCGCAAUAUGUUUGUUCUUACCUUGUUUCCGGGAUAAAUCUAUACGAGGGAAAGUUCGAGCUUCGACCAGAAAAAAACAUCACAGGACCCAAUGGUCACGGACCAGUUGAUUUCGCAAUAGACUUACUUCAAACUGCAAAAACUGUUGGUGUGACAGAAGUUAAGGACGAAGAUAUUUUCAAGGGCAUUGCUCAGAAUGCCGUACAGCUCGAG